Lathyrus oleraceus (garden pea) is the source of this 745-nucleotide messenger RNA. RefSeq lists its product as uncharacterized. Lineage: Eukaryota; Viridiplantae; Streptophyta; Magnoliopsida; Fabales; Fabaceae. The transcript has 3 exons. The record is from RefSeq and is a predicted model, not a curated record. Gene Ontology annotation, biological process: translation. The coding region runs from base 79 to 555 and encodes 158 amino acids. Gene Ontology annotation, molecular function: structural constituent of ribosome. Gene Ontology annotation, cellular component: ribosome; mitochondrial large ribosomal subunit.
GUUUAAUUUAUGUUCAUUUUUAAAACUGUAUUUUAGAGUCCAAAGAAGCUCAACUUGGUUGCUGCUUUGGUACGUGGUAUGCUUGUUAAAGAUGCUUUGCUGCAGUUGCAAGUGACAGUAAAGCGGGCUUCAAAAACUGUAUAUCAGGUUAUUCAUUCAGCCCGAGCAAACGCAUCCCACAAUCAUGGGUUGGAUCCAGAACGCCUCAUUGUUGCCGAAGCAUUUGUUGGAAAGGGAGAUUUUAAGAGGAGAAUUUCCUACCAUGGCAAAGGAAGAUCUGGAGUCAUGCACAGACCAGAAUCCAGGCUAACUGUUGUAGUUAGAGAGAUAACCCCUGAAGAAGAGGAAGACAUUGCUAGACUGAAAGUCCACAACUUUAAGAAGCUCACUAAGAGGGAGAGUCGACUUGUGCCACACCAGCUUAUCGAGACCACUCCUGUUUGGGGCCGAAAAAACAAAUCUAGCCGUCAAGACUCGAUUGUUGCAGUUGCACGAUCCUUAUUUAUUUGCAAGUUUCAUGGUUUGAUUUAUGGUUGUCAUAUUUUUGUGCAAUAGAUUCUUGUACUGUUGUGCAUCAUGCAAAAUAGUUAAGAAAUAUGUAAAACUAAGGUUUCACGCCAGAGACUAGUUAUAAAUGGCUAGGUUAUAUGCAUUCGAAUUUUGUUUGCUCUUUGUUGCAAAUAAUAAAAUUUUGUACCGAACCAUGAUUGGUAUUAUUAUCAUUUAUUAGCUUUUGUUCCUACAA